UUCGUAGAACCUCCAUUGGCUGGUCCAACCGCUAUGUAUACCGGAUUACCUUUGGAAUCGGGUCCCACAGCAAAAAUCAAAAAGGAAUCAUUGUGGCCCUCGAAAUACACAAGGCGUCCCAUCAAGGGAACAGGGCUUUACUCAAGAGAGGGCUCGCUGGUGGGUGACGACACUACAGAACAGGAAGAAGCGCUCAACCGCCAGCUCGUGCUGCAUCUAUCCGAAGAUUUGACCAAGGAGAGUCUUGAAAGAACUCCGUUACCUUCAAAGAGACCAUUGGAAGACCGUCCCACAACCCCAGAACCCGAAGACCCCAAGCAGGAUGACGGCAAAGCCAAGCGCAUUAAGAUUAUAUCUCCUCGCAAGUCCAUCACUAAUUUAGCACCGUUGUCGUCCAACGCGGCCAAGGCUCCUCACCACGAUACCGCCCCCAGAAGCAACGAGGAGUUUUGCUCUUCCUGUGGUGGUUCUGGAAUAUUCAUUUGUUGUGAAUCGUGCCCCAGAUCGUUCCAUUUCACCUGUUGUGACCCACCAUUGGAGGACGCCCCAGAGGGUGAAUGGUAUUGCCGCGAGUGUCUUGCUGAAAGAACUCCUCUGUUGACUACAAAAUGGAGCAAUAUUGGGAUCUUCAGCGAGCUCAUGAAUCAACAGGAAGCUAGAAACCCAGUAGAAUUUCAAUUGCCAAAAUUCUUAAGAGAAAAGACCUUUAUUGGCGUGGAGACAAGUGAUUCUGGUGACUACCACGACGAGUCCAUGAAGCCAGACCUUCCACUUAAACCUAAGGAUGGACAAAUUCAAGGAUAUAACAAAGAUGAGUCGCUCGAACUUGAUGCAUUGUAUGACAAGGAUGGAAACCCCCAUCUUUGUCAUAAAUGUGGACUCUCUGGGCUCAACCAUAAAACGUUGACCCAAUGUGAUUAUUGUCCAUUGGUAUGGCACAUUGACUGCUUAUCCGAACCAAUGUUUGGGCCCAAGACAAUCGGAAGCAAGUGGAGAUGUCCCAACCACGUGGAGAAUGUCAUUGACAACUUCAUCACUCAGAAAGCAUUGAAAGAGUUGGAAAACUUGGGUGAACGAUUCAAGUUGAGAAACUUCAAAGACGCCAAAGUGAUUGAACCAGCAUUGAGAGCCCACUUCCUUAAAAUCUCUUCAUUGAGCAACAUCGUGAUUCAAUAUGAUGAUCAGCCAAAUUUAUUAAAGAAUCCAAACCUACAAGAUUAUUUGAAGUAUGAAAAAGAGGAUUUCAACAGGCCCAAAUAUGAAUAUUUUGACAAGAACAAAAGUAUUUACAAAGAAUUCGAGGAUACUCUUGAUGACGAGGAUCGUCACCCGCAGUACGCUGUACCCGAUUUCUUCGAAAACUCUGUGGCCACUAACUUUGGGGUGACUUCUCGCCCAUCCAGCAAAGCAAGCAAGAUCUUAUGUCUCACUUCUAAAGGAGAAUCUGGUCAAUCUUUUGUCUACAGGGUUCCAGAAAAGCUGAUCCAGUUAGAUUUUAUUUCCAAAGCAAAACAAGAAACAGGAAUCAAGCAAGAAGUAUUAAACACGAUUGAAGAGUAUGAUAUGAAGAGUAGAAUCGAGACUAAUGAGGAUGAAAGAAAUUUAGUGGAAGGACUUUCUGAGUUGAAAAAAGAUCGCAUCAAUUUGGAGGAGUUGGUGAGAGUGGCAAUUGAAACCAAAAAGAAGGAGGACAAAGUUGAAAUAAAGAAGGAGGAGUCUGCGGAUAACGAUCGAGUCUAUGAUGAGGAGAUUGAGGAUUUGAGAAAGAUCAAGAAGUUGAUUGGGCUCAAGGGAAAGGACGAGUUGUUGAAAUUUUUAAGCUCAUGA
Molecule: messenger RNA, 1827 nt
Organism: Suhomyces tanzawaensis NRRL Y-17324
Lineage: Eukaryota; Fungi; Ascomycota; Pichiomycetes; Serinales; Debaryomycetaceae
Exons: 1
Biological process (GO): regulation of transcription by RNA polymerase II
Cellular component (GO): Rpd3S complex
Source: RefSeq, a predicted model, not a curated record